AUGACUACAAAUCACCAGAACAAACCAACCGAACAAGAACUACACAAUAUCAAAGCUGCAUUAACGAAACUAUGGCAGUUGGAUCAUAAUCGAUUGGAACCUGGUCGUGACUAUGAAAUAAAUUUACCAAUUUUUCACGACGACCAUCAUGGUCAUGAUGGUCAUAAGGAACAUGGCUUACGCUUGUUUGCAAGCGUGGAUCCUGAAGUGUUCAAAAGACCCACAUUCAGGGCAUUCUGGGCAAUUCUCGAUAACUAUAUCCCUCAAACGGGAAUUCCUGAGGUGGUGGAUGAGGAAGAAUUACGUGAAAACAGAACUUUUAUUCGGGAGUCGAUGAAAACUGCACCAAUGCAAUACGUGUUUCACUAUUUGGUAACGAGAGGGAUAAUCAAAAAUAACCAAGAUGAAUUUCAAAAAUCUCUCAACAAGAUUUGGUUUGAUAUGUAUCGACGAGAAGGGUUGAAAGCUGAUUCUAGUGCAUUUGAACACGUUUUUCUUGGAGAAAUAAGAGAAGGACAUGCUUUAGUUCCAAUUCGCUUCACGUCCCAAGGAGCCCCCAAAAAGUUCUCCACUUCGUUUAUCGGUACAUCUCCCGAAUUCGAAUUCGCCUUAUACUCGUUGUUAUUCCUUUUGGAACGUGAAGAUACUGAAUUUGUGGUGCAUGAUAUCCGUGUAAAUAUUAAAGUAUAUCCAUUGAAGCAAGAUGGUGUUCGAAGAAUUGGUUCUGGUUUCCCAGAGAUUCAUGGAUAUGUUGCCUAA
Ambispora leptoticha is the source of this 759-nucleotide messenger RNA. Lineage: Eukaryota; Fungi; Glomeromycota; Glomeromycetes; Archaeosporales; Ambisporaceae. The record is from the annotation of a GenBank genome assembly.